UCGAAUUGCGGCUUGUUUCGUUUUGGAAAUUUAAGUUUUGUUUACGAUUGUUGAGCGACGUACUGGGAUCAACAUUAUAGCUUAUAUCAAUUUUCUGUUAUUGCAAUGCAUGUAGAUUGUAACUACUUAAAAAGAAUAGAAAUUCUUUAGUAUAACAGGAACGAUUAGCUUAUUCUUUUUUUAAGAGAUAGAUUUUAUUUUAUUUUCUAAUUUCAUUUCUUACCUUUGGGUAUGAUGUUAAGUGAAACGACUCUCAAAGAUGAAUUUGUUAAAGCAGAGCUUAGUAAAUUUGUCAAGACUCAUAUUGGUCUGGAUGUAUUAAGCUCCAUUGAUGAAAUUGUGUUGAGCUAUAUUAUUGGUAUAUUAGAAUCAUUAGAUAGUGUAAGCUCCUCAGAUGAUGCUUUUGAUGUGGAAGAAUUUAUAGAGAUGAUGUGUGCUUAUAUCCCAGCCUUCUCUGACAUUCCCAGUUCUCAUGUGUACGACUGGAUGCUUAAACUUGCAAAAUUACUAAAAGAAAAAGAAAAAAGAGAACACAAAAAUAAUUCUUUGGAAACAAUUUUCCUCAAAACAACUGAGCUGAGUACAUCUGUUUCAAAAUGUAAAUGUGGUGUUGUAAAUUGUCUUCAUCCUACUCGUUCACGUAGAAGAUCUUAUCACAGCUCCCAUAGUUGUAGUUCCAGUCAAUCAGAAGAUGAGGAAAAAUGUAUCACUGUAAGUGGAUAUGAAAAUGAAGAUUUAGAAACACUUACUGAAAUGUUUCCCCAUCUGCACAUACUUGAAGCUAAGCAAUUUCUGAACAUGUCAGCAGGUAGUUGUGAGAAAGCAGCACAGUUAAUUCUUCAGAAACAAGAAGUUGGGGAAGAUAUAGAUACACACAUAAUUUCAAAGAGUGCUACUCUUAAUCCUCAUAAAGAAAAAUUUGUCGAAGAUAAGCAGCUUAGGGAACAAAUAUUAAAGCGAUAUGCUUACAUUGAUGAAGAUGAUGAUGCUCGAGAACACAAACCAGUGGCCCCAAAAAAUGAACCAAAAAAGCUUAUUCGCUAUCGUGAUAAUAAAAUUGUAAGCAUCAAAGGUGAGCGAUAUUCUGAAAUAAGAAAAAAGAAAGAAGCAGAGUCAGGUCCACAUGAGCGUUUUUGGUAGGAAGGAUUCUUGCACUCUCACGUGCAAUUCUUCUGCAUUUUGUGAGAGAGUCUUCAUUAUAGGCUACAUUAAACCCCUCUGAAAUCAAACCAAAAAAUCUCUUAAAUUUUUGUUGAUUAUGAGAAUCAAUUUUUUUUCGCACGUAGCCAGAGAAAGUUUUAUUUAUCUUUUUCAUUUCAUCUCUGGAGAAGCGCUAUCAGCAUUGCCACUGACAAACCAAUGAUGCUUUCUCAGUGUUCUAUUUAUAAAUCAGUAUCAUAAACCUUGAACUUGACUUGAGGAUCAUUUACUAAUUAUGUGUUUGCAUAUGGGUUCAGCGCAGUCAUAAAUAGAAAGUUUCAACACUUCAAAAUUUUUGUCUCUUUUAUUCAUUUGUUUUGAAGAAGAAAUUAUUUGAUUAUUUGAAUUAUUUGAUCUUUUUAAUCGGAGUUUUUACCUAAGGGACUGCUCACUAAUUGCAUAAAGUAUAUCAAUUAUUUUUGUAGUCUUAUUUUACUUACUUAUUAAAAUUUUAAAUUAUCUUAAAUUAUUUAAUGAAAAAAAUAAAUGUUAAGAGGCAAAAUUUUAAACAAAUAUGGAGUGAAUGACUUUUUACUGUUAUAUUGAAUGAAAAUCAUAAGUUAUUCACAUUUGUCAUUUCAAAGAAUUUUAAUUCAUAUUUUUAUCUUUUGAUUUAAAAGCAAUUGAAAUUAAUUAGUCAAUAAUGUCAGAUUUUAUUAAAUAUUAUGAAUAUAGGGACUAUAUAAUAAUUUACUUCUGACAAAUAUGCUUAGCUAUAAUGCUCAGUGUAUUUGCAUUACAAAAUUACUUUUAAAAUUUUAUUCAAGAAAUAUUAAACCAUAUUACAAAUUUUGAUAAAAAUU
This is a messenger RNA of Parasteatoda tepidariorum (common house spider), 2003 nucleotides long. RefSeq names its product CUE domain-containing protein 2-A. Lineage: Eukaryota; Metazoa; Arthropoda; Arachnida; Araneae; Theridiidae. The record is from RefSeq and is a predicted model, not a curated record.